UCUGAUUCGAGUUGGAUCGUUAAUCGCGGUGCAUCGAGCCAGGUGGCGCAGCCGCAUCUGUCGCCACUUGGAAUAAAUUUCGCCCACUCCUCAAGUCACGCCAUGGUUGCACCGGCCGUGUACGCCGCCGCAGGCAUCGUCGUCAGCAUCACCAUGGGCAUAUACAUCGCAUGGCGGAAGCCCUACCUCCUGUGGCCGUAUGUGUACGUUGCCAGCGCUGCCACGACGAUCGCUGUGCUCGUCGACGUGUGCUCCACCCACACGUUGGCGGGUAUCUGUUUGGGUAUUCUAGCCGCCGUAAGUCUUGCUGUCACUUUCAGUGGCCACGACCGCGCGUUGGUCGUGUGUGUGUCGACCGCUCUCGUGGUUUCGGUGUGCAUCGCCCCUGCUCUGCCCGUGACGGAGCUCUUUGUACCGUUGGCGAUCGCUGGGACAGCAAUUGUGCUGGGCACGACGUUUUCCCCCGUGAAACAGAUCGGUCUCCGACGAUUUUUUCUCGGGGCUGCAGCGCCCCUCGGCAUUGUCGAUGCCUUGUUCGCUGUGCUGUCUCAGCACCAUCCAACGCUCCUGCUUACGUUUGCGACGAACGACGUGUCCAUUGAAGAAGAGGCUGUGUACUUGGCCACUGUCAUCGCAGCUAUGGCAAGUGGACUUGUCGUGAUGAGAUAUCAAUGGUGCAUCGCCGUGGUUCCAGUGGCCACCGGGUCGUUCUUGGCGUCGCUGGCCGCCACCGCGUUUGCUCGGGUCGCGAUGGACAUUGGCAUGACUGUGGAAGCAUUUGCCAUGGCCCGCGCUGUGGGUGGAUUGACUUUGUGCGCAUUGGGCUGGUACUUCGGCCCCUCCACUUCGCCCCAACCAACGCCGACGCCGUCUUCGCCAAGCAUUGUCAAGGCUGCACCAGCUGCUUCGUUCAACACGUGCACAGCACAGGUCGUGCUGGCACCGCCUACAAGCGACAGCGCCGCCGCUGUAUUGACUACUCCCAGUGGUGAUUUUGUCCGAGAUCGUACCAUCGUAUGACUCCUGCGAUGACUGCGAGAGUAACUUAUUGUGCGUCCAAGUCCCGAAUCCAUUGGAAUGAUCUUGCAGGCGAUCCAUCACGUUAUUCCUCAAGCACAACCGCCCUGCUAACGAUAUCACGCGUACGGAUCGCUGAUUGUUCAGCAGGGCCAGGACACAGUGAGGGGACAACCACGAUGAAACAC
This is a messenger RNA of Aphanomyces invadans, 1205 nucleotides long. RefSeq lists its product as hypothetical. The record is from RefSeq and is a predicted model, not a curated record. The coding region runs from base 103 to 1020 and encodes 305 amino acids. NCBI's taxonomy places the organism in Eukaryota, Oomycota, Saprolegniomycetes, Saprolegniales, Verrucalvaceae. The transcript has a single exon.